GAGAGGAUUAAAGUCUGCUGAAGAAUUGUAUGCUGCGUAUACUAAAGAACAAAGUGCUCGUGAAGAGAAGGCAGCAACUAAACGAAACUAUGGUUCCAAACCUGCUCCAUAUGUAAAGCUCAAGUCUAACCGACCCUACGGAAACUGUCCUGUGUAUACAGUAGAUCCUGGAGACCUUCAUCCCUGCGACUGUGAUCCCAAUAAACCUGGUCCAUGUGGGGAGGAUAGUAACUGUAUUAACCGUAUGCUCAUGUUUGAAUGCCACACUCAGGUUUGUAACGCGAAGGAUAAAUGUGAGAAUAUGAGGUUUCAGAAGCGUCAAUAUCCAGCUCUUAAGGUUCAUAGAGCCGAGGGUCGGGGCUGGGGACUAAUUGCUGAGGAACCGAUUAAGAAGAGCAGUUUCGUCAUUGAGUAUGUCGGGGAGCUCAUCACUAUGGAGGAAUACAGGAAUAGGAUGAAGAUGAACCAGGAUAGUAAAGAGGAGAACUAUUAUUAUCUAACCAUAGAUAAUAAUAGAAUGAUUGACGCCGGACCGAAGGGAAACAGUGCUAGGUUUAUGAACCACAGCUGUGAUCCGAACUGUAUAACCCAGAAGUGGAGUGUGAAUGGAGAUACAAGGGUUGGACUCUUCACAAUCAAGGAUGUAAAGGUUGGUGAGGAGUUGACCUUCAACUACCAGCUGGAGAGUGUGGGAGAUGUUAAGAAGAAAUGUUUGUGUGGAGCUGCAAACUGUUCUGGAUUUAUCGGUGAGAAACCUAAGAAUGAGAAAGAAGACAAUAAAAGAAAGGAACAGGAACAAAAAAAGAAUAACAAGAAAGCUUUGAAGAAGCUAAAGAAGAAAGAGGAACAGAAAAUAAGAAAAGAUAACAAUGCAAAGAUUUGGGAAUCCACCUGUUUCAGGUGUCAUGAAAGUGGUAGUUUGAUCCAGUGUGAGAUGGGGUUGUGUCCUAAAUCCUAUCAUCUCUCCUGUAUUGGAAAGGAAACCUUCCCUCGGGGUAAAUGGCAUUGUCCCUGGCACUAUUGUAUAGAUUGUGGUAAGCUGGUGGAAGGACAGAAUGCCUGGUGUAUUCAUUGCCCUAAUGCUUACUGCAGGCAACACCGUGAUUCCUUGGUUCAGCAUCCAGAGCUGAGUUGGAUCUGUAGAGAACACGGAGAUGAAAUGGAGUUCCUUAUCGAAACUCUCAGGAGUGGCGGAGGUAUAGCAGAAAUAUUUCCAAGUCCUAACCCAACCCUGAAACAAAUAUCAGCCUGGAAAAGGGCCCGUGGAAUUUCAGAGUUUGUUGCUGAGGUUACACCAGUUUCAGAGUGUAUUGAGAGUAAAGGGAAGCGUGGGAAAUCAAGAUUCUCUCUUGCUCCAGAAAGUGGAACUGAUACAAGCAGAAGUGAGAGUAGGGAAGUUUCCGUUUCCAGAGAACUGCAGAGUAGAAGUGAAACUCCUUCUACUCUCUCUACAGGUAGUUCAUCAGUUAGUAGUUCCCGUCCCAGUACCCCUGUAGACCCUGAGAUAAAGCCUGGAAAAUCCAAACCUAAAUCUGAACAGAGAAGACCCGGAAACCUGCUGGAGCAGGCAACUAGUAAACUGGUUGCGCUAACUGACCAGACCAGGAUACAGAAGAAACCCAGGAAUAUUGAGGAAGGUGAAGUUGAAAGUAGUGGUACUCCUGGUACUCCUGACUGUGUGGUUGAUAUGGAACCGGAGACAGGUUCCGGAGAUACGGAAGAGAGUAGAACCAAGUCCAAUAAAUCUGAUUAUGGAAACCGUAGAAAAAGUAGAUCUGAAUAUCUUGGUAAAUCUUCCUCCCAGAAAGCAUCAUCAACACCAACCCGAGGUUCCAAGAUUCACUCUGGUUCUUCAAGUCAAGUUUCAAGAACAGGAUCUAUUGUAGCUAGAUCUCAAUCAUCAAGAUUAUCCAGAUCAAGAUCUCAGGUUUCAACCCCUAGUAUUGAAUCUGUAAACAAUAGUUUCUCCAAUACCCCAGACUCAAGAACGCAGUCCUCUAGACCUUCUAGAUCUAAAACUGCCCUUCCAACCACUAGUCUUGAAUCUGCAACCCAUGAGACUGGAAGUGAGGACAGAUCCUUGUCCUCGAGAUUACCAAGAUCUAAAACAUCGACUAAUCUUGUGGAAAGUCCUUCUAAAAGACCAAUUUCAAGCACACAUGUCGAGUCAAGUACUUUAAAGACUCCAGAGGCAAGAGCAGGGGAUAGAUCUUCACUAUCAAAAACUCCAAUCACGAAAUCAAAUGUUACUACUCCUACGUUAAGAACUCCUGACACAAGAGCAAAGCAAGCUUCUUCUGGAACCAAAACCUCUGAACAAAAAGAUAUGAAGGAAUCCUCUGUAAGAACUCCAAAUCCAAGGCCCGAAAAAAGCUUAAGAACUCCCGAACUAUGCGCCGAGAAAAGAUCUUCUAUCACGAGAUCUGUUGCAAUGAAAACUCCUGAAACUAGAGUCGAUGCAAGGUCCCCCAAAACCGAAACUGGAGAAAAAACCCCGGCCAAGGAACCAAAUGCUGGUCUCACUGCUCUCUCUGCUAGUCCCGAGUUAUCUACACAUCUAAGUAUGCGAUCAAGAGAUAAUUCAUCAACAGCUACUGUAUCCAUUCAACCCUCGCAAUCAUCUGCAAUUCCUUCAGAUAUUAAACAGGAGAUAAGUGUUGUUUGGAAAUGUUUUGAACCUAAUUGUAAAUAUCUUGGCACUGACGAACUUCACAAAAUGCAAAAUCAUCUCAGUUUCCAUGGUCUAGAGAUAGAAAGAAUUCAUGAAUUAUCAGGGAAUCUACUCAGUAUCAAUGCAAACCUAAGAAUGGCCUCGAGGACGUUGUACAAGAACUCUGUUGGAACAGUUAUAGGAGCCGGACCUCAGACUUACGUUGCACCUCCUCAGGAUACUGUACACGGAUACACUGAAUACGAAUGUCUGGGUGCUGGGGAAUGCAAGAUGAGUUUCUCUACAGAAUCUUCUCUACUUCAACAUUGUAGAAAUGUACACAGUUCUAUCUUUACAACAGGACAGGCGGGAACCUCUCAAUUAGAGAAGAUUGGUGGAGGAUACAAGUGCCUAAUGAAGGAUUGCAGCAGGAUCCAGCAGUGCAGCUUAAACUCCCUCCUCUUCAAAACCCAUUGGAUGUCUCACCCUGGAGCAGAUUUCAAGGAACUAGCAUACCUAGACCUGGAGUCAGGACGUAUCCUGCAUCUCGAUGAUAUUUAUCCAUACUCAGGACAAUGCUCUGUUUGCAGAGAAAUCUGUAUCAGCACUGUUUCAAUGGCAGAUGUAGGUCAACUUGUUGGACUUCACUGGAAGCUUGUUCAUGGAGACCAAGCAGAGGACUGCUCAUACAAUGCUUUAUCCUGUAAACAAUCCCUUGAUCUACCAUCUCUACUUAGUCCUCAGCAUAAUCUUGCACAAGGAAAUUUAGCAGCUGAUAUGGAGGAUGUUAUUGAGGAUAUGGAUACCACAAAGGGUCUUGACCCAGCAACUUUCCUUGAGAGGAGUGAAGAUGUUCUUGAAGAUACAUUGAUCAUCAAGGAGGAAAUUACCGAUCCAAUCCUGUUCUCUGGACCCUUCAAGUGCAGAUUCUCCAGCUGCAAACAGAUCCUUGAUGAUGCUCAGGCAGUGUUUAGACACUGUACCGAGCAGCAUUCUGGAGUCUCCAUACAGAAGAUGCAAGUCAUGCAUCUGGAGAGUAAAACAACCUUCCCUAAUAUUGCGCUUUACAAGUAUGUGUUUGAGUGCAAUUAUGGAAGAUGUAAAUGGUUUACAUACAGAAACUCGUCAUUUGAGGACGCCGAGGCUUUGCUGAAGAACCAUUGGAAAAGGAAGCACAAGAAAGCCAGUAAUGAGGAUUACAGUUUCAACAACCUUUCCCUGGAACACAGCCAGGACUGUGUUCCAGCUUCUGUAGAUGUUGAGCUGACACUACAGAAGAACCUUGGACCACUAUAUGAAGGACCAUUUGAGUGUACUGCGCUCAACUGCAAGUUCACUACUAACACUCCUAAGUCUUUUGGGCGCCAUUGGAACUUUAAUCAUCCUGAGAAUCCCGCUACUGCUGCUUUUGUUGAUGCCGCGUCAGGAAACAUCGUUACUCUCUUCGAUAUGUUUGUAGCUGUAAUGCAGUGCAAGAUAUGCAAAGUUAUUUCUACAGCGUCAGAUGGAGCAGGGCAUGCAAUAGAAGGAAUUGGAAAACAUAUUAAUAAUGUUCAUCCUGGUGCCAAUGUACAGGACAGUUAUAUUCCUCUCAAGGACAAAGAUGGUCUGCAUUUAGAAACAUUGGAUAAAGCAUGUAAAGAGGUCUCCUACCGGCUUGCAAUAUCUGAGGGUCUGAUUAACAAUGGUCGGAUAAUGGAGAACUAUGUAGGACCCUAUACUUGCUUAGCAGAGGGCUGUUCAGCACUUCCCAUAAACAAGAAACACAUUCUUAGGCACUGGUAUAAGGAGCAUGGAGAUUUCUCUAAGUUCCUUGUAUCUGAUGCAGGAUCUGGGAACCCGACACCUUUAACCUGUCACGACCUGUUCAAGUGUCUAGCUGUGUGUCCGGAUUGUAAUCUCAUGGUUGGGAACAACUUCAGCUACGAACAGCUGUACAGAGGACUCAAGCAGCAUUGUAUUAUGCAACAUAAAACAGAACCUAUGGAUUUUACUGUCCUGGUCCCUCAGGAUAAACAGAUCAUUCAAGACGAUCUACUAGAUAUAGUUGAAGGAUUAGAUACUGAGGAUUAUUUCUCUACAAUAUAUACUGGACCCUACCACUGUUUGAAUGAUGGCUGUGAAUAUGUCUGCAAGUCUGAGGAUAAGAAGCAGAUUGGUGUUAUCUUGACAGAUCACUGGCAGAAUAUUCAUGGUUCUCCUACUCAUAUGCUCUACUAUGCAGAAACCAGUAGAGCUGUUCUUAAUGCCAAGGUUAUCUGUGUUCACCUAGCUCAGUGUAGAGUAGAGGGGUGCGGGAAAUAUUUCCCGAGUGUAUUCUCCAAACAUCUACAGAUGCGGGUCAGCUUACACUGGUCACGCUCUCAUCGGCUUACAGACGAGGAGAAGAAGAACAAGGAUAAAUUAAUUCAACAUAUUAGUAUACAAAGCAAGAUAAAGAGAUCAGGGAUCAAGGACAGGGUAGAGAUGAUUGUUCAGAAUCUCACGAACAAGGAACGGAGCAAGAAUUCUAACCCAGUAACUCCAAGACUAGAGAAAUCUAAUACGAAGUCAAAACCUGCACCAGGACCAUCAAAAACUAUAAUCCCAUCUAAACCUCAUCCAUCCACAUCUAAACCUGAUCCUAAACCUUCAUCUUCUCAUCUUAUUCAAUCUAUCGAACCGAGUCCUGCUCAAGAAUUGUUUUUGGAGAAUGAUGAUGAGGAAGAACGGGAAGAAGAUUAUAACGGUUACGAUGGUCCUUUUGAGUGUGUGAAGUGUAAGUACCGUGUUCAACUCAACGCUGUUUCAAAUAAAAAUGUCAUUCAACACUGGUCUACUAAACAUGGUUUCCCUGCAGCUCUCAAGUUCCUUGAUAUUCCGACUCAGGAUAUUCUCAGUUUAGAAAACUUCUUCUCCUUCUGUCUACAGUGUACUAGUGUUGGAUGCAACUAUAUUGUCGCAAGUAACCACAGUCUCUACAAGGGUAGAUUUAAGAUGAAGCAACAUUUCAAAAAGGAUCAUGCUGACAGUAUUCCUGAUAAAACAGAUGAUAUGUAUAUAGUGAUGGCAGGAGAAGAUGUUCUAUCUGAUAUCUCUUGUCCAGAAGUCGUAGAUCCUUCAAUGGUAUACAAGGGACCCUGGUCCUGCAGAAUAAAAGGCUGUGAUCUUAAGCUCGCGAGUCAGAACAGCUGGAAGAUGAAGCUGCUCAACCACUUCAUCCUGGAACACGACGAGCUCUUCAUCGGAGAUUUCAAAGUUCGUGAUGAAGGGCUGAAAAGGGAUUUAAAUAUUCAGCAUGUGUUCAAGUUUGUCGGGCAGUGCAACGUUGAUGGUUGUUUUAUGAUACGAGGUGUUGGAGGAAGAAACGAAAACGAUGGAAGAUAUGAAUUAAAGCGUCGGUUUGCGGCUCAUUUCAACUCCGAGCAUCCAACUUUAGUUCCGGACUUUACUGUCCUAGUGCACAACCAUCAGGUUCUGUUCUACAAGGACCAGGAGGACGGGUCCACUAGGGUCCUACCUGUACCUGUACCACCACCUAAGGAGAACCUCAAGACUGAGGUCAAAGUAGAACCGGAGAACAUGGAAACUGAAGAAGAUUUGAAGGAGAAAGAGAAGGAAAAGGAGAGAGAAAGAGAAAGAGACAGAGACAGAGACAGAGACAUUGAGAAGGAGAAGGCGAGGGAGAAAAAAGAUAAAAGAAGAUCUGCUGCACCACUUGAAACUACACAAAAAGAAGCAUCAAAGCGGCGAAGAACAAUUGCCUCUACAUGUGAAAUAACAUCUCCCUCCACCCUCAGUACACCUCAGACUAUAACAACGGUUAAACCAAAGGCAGGGAAAGGGGCUCCGAUGUUUCAGUGUGAGGUGUGUCGGGCUGAUGUCUCCAAGGAUGAUUUUAUUGAACAUGUGGUUCAGGUUCAUCCCUCUCUAGAUCCUACAGGUUGCAGAGUACUUAGGUUGAACGAUGAAAAGUUUCUGAACAUAAAGGAAUUUCUUGGAUCUGUUUACAGGUGUGGAGUACUGGAUUGUAACUAUGUCAACUAUGGGAAAGGAAAUAACACUAUAAGGGACAUGCAUUUGCACUACCAAGCCCAGCAUGGUACACUGUCUCCAACCUUGAAGAUGAUAUCCCAACUUGGAUAUCAGUGUAUUUACAACAACUGCUGGAAUAUUGCUAGAAGCAAAGACGACAUGUUUAAACAUCUUCUCACACAUACGGAAAUAGCAGCUACUCAAAUACCCUUCAGGGAUCUGGAUACUCAUGCUGACCUGUACAUACAUAACUUGUACAAGUAUGUACGGGAGUGUGAAGCAAAAUGUGGACAGAUAUUCUACGAUGACAAGGAUAAGAAGGGAGUAGAUAAGGCUGCUGAAGAUCAUUGGAAUGAAUUGCACACUUUGAUGCCAGUUCUACCUGAUACAGCACCCACCUCAGAGAAAUCAGGGUUCCAGUGUUUUGCUGGGUAUGGAGGAGAAGGUUCCAACUGUACUGUUAUGGUUGGUUCUGGGAACACGAAGGGUGCUCUGGAACACUGGCAAGAGGAACAUCAGAACCUUGUACUCCGAGAUCUGAUGUUUAUGGAUACUUUAAACCAGCAUAUACUGCAGAUAUCAGACAUAUUUCCUGUAGUUUACAGGUGUACUGCCCCUGGUUGUAUGAAGACAGUAUACUCGGAGCAGGAAAGAAAACUGAACCCUGAGAUUGAAAGCAUAUUUAGAGAACAUAGUUCAGUCAAACAUCAAGCUCUACAAUCUAAACAGAAGUUGUUCCGUGCACUGAAAACAACCAAGUUCUUGAGCCAAGGAUUAGAGGUCGAGGAAGAACAAACUGUUCUCGAGGCUGCACAGAAGACCUCUACACCAGAGGAAGGAGUAGAACCUCCGACGGAGGCUAUUCUAGGAUAUUCUUGUUCUAUUACUGGUUGUGAUAAAACUGUUUCUGUCUCUAACUCACAAGGAAGUUCUGUUGCGAUUGACAGAUUAAAAUCUCAUUACAAGAAUAAGCACUCACACUUGGAGUCUAAUCUUUUCUCUUAUAAACCAAUAUAUGGCAAUAGGUAACUAUUUAUUAUCUAUUUAC
This is a messenger RNA of Eurytemora carolleeae, 7712 nucleotides long. RefSeq lists its product as uncharacterized. The record is from RefSeq and is a predicted model, not a curated record. Gene Ontology annotation, cellular component: chromatin; nucleus. Gene Ontology annotation, molecular function: protein binding; histone H3K36 methyltransferase activity. NCBI's taxonomy places the organism in Eukaryota, Metazoa, Arthropoda, Copepoda, Calanoida, Temoridae. Gene Ontology annotation, biological process: regulation of DNA-templated transcription.